AUGCUAGAGAAAAUAGAGGAUAAUGAACUUGGAGUUGAUUUAACGCCUAGAAAGCUUCAAGAAAAAAUUACAUAUUUCUUUGCUCCAAAAAAAUACUUAGGAAAUCAAAUUAAAUCAUAUGGAGGAUUUUUAAAUUAUUCCAUUCAGUAUACAUCAAACCUUUUUGGAAGUGCUGUUGGUGGUCCCGAUGUUAUUUUAUAUGGCCACGAUACUUAUUUGUUUUAUUUUUCAUUGGAACAACCAGCAUCAAGUACCUUGUUCCCAAAUUUUGUUGAAAUUGUAGAACAAAAUUCAUACUAG
This is a messenger RNA of Macrosiphum euphorbiae (potato aphid), 300 nucleotides long. The record is from the annotation of a GenBank genome assembly. NCBI's taxonomy places the organism in Eukaryota, Metazoa, Arthropoda, Insecta, Hemiptera, Aphididae.